Messenger RNA from Megalops cyprinoides (Indo-Pacific tarpon), 2086 nucleotides. It is a transcript of the gene mamdc2a, whose product is annotated as MAM domain containing 2a. Gene Ontology annotation, cellular component: membrane. Gene Ontology annotation, biological process: nervous system development. The coding region runs from base 44 to 2086 and encodes 680 amino acids. NCBI's taxonomy places the organism in Eukaryota, Metazoa, Chordata, Actinopteri, Elopiformes, Megalopidae. The record is from RefSeq and is a predicted model, not a curated record. The transcript is spliced from 14 exons.
CCCAUCAUCGACCUCACCGGCGUAUGCUGUGUGCAGCUCUACAAUGCUUCUCUUGUACGUCCUAGCUCUGCUGGUCUUUCUGACCGUCAGAGCGCAACAGUUACUUCCAGGGUCCUGCAGCUUUGAGGAAGAUACCUGUGGAUACGUUUCGGAUCCCGCCUACGCCACAUGGACCGUGAACGAAGAAGGGCGCUUCAUCACGGUGGACUCCGCCUUCAUGGACGGCAAGGAGAAGGCAGUUCUGGUGAGCCCGGAGCUGGAGCUGCUGGACUGGAGUUGCCUGAGGCUGGUGUACCAGAUCACCGGCUCCGGCUUGCUGCAGCUUCACCUGCGGCCCGAGGACGAGAACUUCGACUACCCGCUGUGGACCUCCACACAGCCCUCCGACAGCUGGCUCAUUGCCAGCGUCGACCUGUGGAACACGUCCAACUCCUACAAGAUUUUAAUGGAAGGCAGACCUGGCCAGGAAACAGGCAACAGUGUAGCCAUUUUUGAAAUUCACAUUGUACCUGGUUACUGCAUAGAGUGUAAUUUUGAGGAGCACCAUCUUUGUGGGUACAGUAAUCAGUGGAACCCCAAUGUCAACUGGUACGUCGGAGGAAGCGUAGCCCGUGACCCGCAGUCCAACCUGCCUGAUGACCACACCAUGAGCAAUGAGAGAGGCCACUACAUGUACGUGGACUCUGUCUACGCCAAGAAAUUCCAAGAGGUGGCCAAGCUGGCAUCGCCUAUGACAACCACACCGAUGGCAGGGUGCAUGUCAUUUUACUACCAGAGGGACCAGGAUAGGGGGAACAUCUUCUCCGUCUUUACCAAAGACCAGCUGGGGCACUACGAGGAGAUCUGGAGGCCGGAUGUAUAUGCCACAUCCUCGUGGAAACUUGUGCAAGUGGACAUCAAGGCACCACAUCCCCUCGAGGUGGUGUUUGAAGUGGCCUUUAACAGCCCUCGUGGAGGGUACGUGGCUCUGGAUGAUAUCGCCUUCUCUCCUGAGUUCUGCAGCUCAGAGACAGAGCCGACCUUUGACCCUUCCAUUGCAAACUGUGACUUUGAGGAAGGGUUCUGCCGGUACUACCAAGAGCGGGCUGAGGGUUCCGUGUGGAACAGAGUGACAGUGAAACCCAACGCUUACCGGAUAGGGGAUCACACCACAGGAUCAGGUUCUUUCCUGCUGGCUAACACCCGCUUCACGUCUCGCCCUGGCUACGUGGGCCGUCUGCACGGGCCCUUCCUGCCGGGGAACCAUAAGUACUGCCUGAGGUUUUACUACGCCCUCCAUGGAUUCAGGAAGAUAGACAACGCCCUGGCUGUGUAUGUCUACGAUGAGAACAACGUGGCUCAGGAGAAGGUGUGGACAGUGUACGAGAGCUCCAGGGACAUCUGGACAGAGGUGGACAUCACCUUCCAGAAGCCGAUGCCCACCAAGGUGGUGUUUGUCAGCAUUUGUAAGAACUUCUGGGACUGCGGACUGGUGGCCCUCGAUGACAUCACCGUGAGCCUCGGGGACUGCCGUGUCAGCGCCGGACUGAUGCAGUCCCUUCCUGGGAGGUGUGACUUUGAGACUGGCGACUGUGGGUACACGCAGGACAAGGAGGGUGACACGGGUGACUGGAUGCGGAUGAGAGGGCAAACGCCUACCUCAUACACUGGGCCGAAGGGGGACCAUACCACAGGGGUAGGGUACUUCAUGUACAUAGAGGCCUCGCACAUGCUUCCCGGGCACAGCGCACAGCUCCAGACCACAGAGUUACGGGGCUCUGCGGAGCCGCAGUGCCUGAUCUUCCACUACCACAUGUACGGCUCCGGGACGGGCCUGCUGAGCGCGCUCUUGCGCCGCAAGGGCAACGACCACGACACCCUGCUGUGGAGGCGCCGCGGAGAGCAGAGCAUCUCCUGGAUGAAGGCCAUGGUCGACUACACCUGCGAGGACAGGCACCAGAUUGUAUUUGAAGCGAUCCGGGGACCUUCGAUAAGAAGCGACAUUGCAAUUGAUGACAUCAUGUUUAAAAAGGGACUAUGCACAGAUCCUGGAGACAGCAUUCCCUACUCUGGCUUCUCGGAAAACUUCAACGAGAUUGAGUACUGA